Messenger RNA from Fusarium poae, 1728 nucleotides. RefSeq lists its product as uncharacterized. Bases 1 to 1728 code for a protein of 575 amino acids. The record is from RefSeq and is a predicted model, not a curated record. NCBI's taxonomy places the organism in Eukaryota, Fungi, Ascomycota, Sordariomycetes, Hypocreales, Nectriaceae. The transcript has a single exon.
AUGACAUCCUAUCCUUGGAGUCCAGGCAACAAGUACGGAGACUACGAAGAGCCAUACUAUAACGCCAUCUCCUAUACAUGGGGUCGGUUUCGAUACAAAGACCAUCAGCCGGAAUAUGCCACAACACGUCCCCUCGACGUCAAGGGCGUGACUUGGCCACUUCCGCGUGUACAUCCAACUCAUUUCACAGCCGAUGAAAUGACUGAACUCAUCAAAGCUGCUACUUGUCCCGAGGACGAAGAAUAUGCGGUUGAGUUCAUAUGGCUCGAUGUUGUCUGCAUCGAUCAGACAAAACCUCACACGCCAGAAUAUUACAGCGAAGUUGGCAGACAAGGAAGGAUCUUUCAAGGCGCAUCGGAGGUGGUGGUGUGGCUCACGACUAUCAACAGUGAGCAAAUGAUACAAUGGUGGAAGAGAAUGAGUCGCGCCAAAGCUCCGCUUAAACCAGUUCUAGUUGGAAGUGACGAGGACUACGAUGUUGACCGGUGGUUGAGAACAAUCCUAGCCGAGUUCCAGGACUUGAGAAAGGACCCAUGGUUCACGUCUCUAUGGACACUCCAAGAAGCAUUUCUGUCUCCAUAUUCUGUUAUUCUCUUGAGAGAUGGUCGAUCCUUCUUCAGAUGCGUCGAUGAUGUCUCUUCCGGAGGAUACUUAUCCCAUCUCAUAACUGUGUGUCAGAAGAUGUAUAGCUUCCUUGACCAGUUCAAAAGAUCGGCGUCCCGGAAAAUCACGUUUGAUCAAACGCUCUUUGACGCUGUUAAGAACGAGAUCGAAGCAUUUGGAUUCCUUGAAGGCUUCAGUGAGGGAACAUCAGUGCUCCGGUCCCUCGAACUCGGGUUUGAUACUGAGUCAUCAUGGAUGGGUAAUCCAUUGAUGCUGCUACAAGCUUCUCAUCGGCGAACGUGCUAUGAAAAGACAGACCGAGUGAGAGGCAUCAUGCAGGUUUUCGGGCUUCAGUUAGGCGAAUCAGCACCUGAUCACAUCCCCGGGAAGACUUAUACCCUGUCUGAACUCAAAGAUCAACUCGCAUCCGAACUACUUCGAAUCUACCCAAUCUCCAGUCAACUAUGCAUUCAAGAUCGAUCUUGCCCACCUCGGGAAGCGUGGAGAGUCAACUCGAGCAUGACAAUGAUGCGCUUUUCCGAGCUACUAUGGCGACAGAUGAUACGAUCGGAUGGAACUUCAGUUGACGAACAAGAGCUUGUGGAAGCAUCGAACGGUGCGACGCUCGAGGCUGUGGCGUUUGAGAAUGUGCUUAUGGCUGGCUUCCAAGGCAGUUUCACCAAGAUGAGCACGUUCUUUAGUGUCAUGAAGAAAUGCAUCGGCUCUGAUACUGUAGAGGUGGAACUCGAGCACAAAUACAACGACGCGAUACAGGCGGCAUAUUCAGAAGACUAUCUGUCACGAACUCAGAAACUCGCGUGGCUGGCAGGUCAGUCCGAGAGCCGAAACAUGGGUAUUUUGUUCCUCGCACUAGUCGAGCCACCACCUAAUGCGCCCAGGCUUGAGAAUGUGUGGUGCAGAUGGUGCAUUGGUUUGAUACUGUGUCAGGAACCUGGCCGACAAGAUGUGUUCGAAAAGGUGGGCGUAGUCACCUGGGAUCUGGAGGCUAUUGGACAACUAGGGAAAGACAGAAGACCCCAGACAGUCGAUGGAGUGCCAGAUGCAUCCAAAUACAUCGUCGUGGAGGGUCCUGGGUGGACAGAUCUGAGUGGUUAUUUUGGGUGA